AAUACGGGUAGGAUAUUAUGAACCCGUGUUUGUCGGCAGUGUGCCUGUGCCGCCGUGCCGCUCUGCUACGGUUUCUUUCGGUCUCUGGCAAACUCAUACCUGCUAUUUGUAAGGAAUUUAAAAAGUUUAAGGACUUAAAAUAUCUCCUAAAAUGUCCAGUGACAUGGCAGUCGACAUUAACAGCAGUCUGGUGGCCGGCUAAAGCUAUUAGCUCUUCUCAGCUGAGUGUCUUAAGGGAUCUACUCCUACAUAUUAGACAUCUUGCUUUCAACCUUCACAGAAGACACCAAAGACACUGAAGACACUGAAGGCACCUCUUGGAUUGGGUUCUAGCAAGUGGCGUCUCUUUUAAGAGACCCUGACUCUUCCAACCAUGGCAAACCGGGACAUAAACGAGAACACCCCUCUUUUGGACAGCUCCCUGUCUCUCACCAGGUCAGAGUCCAUCUUCAAAGGGAGAAGAUUGGCAUGUGCCGCCAUCCUUCUGGCAGAGUCUCUGGAGCGAAUGGCCUUCUACGGCAUCACCUCUAACCUUGUGCUCUUCCUAAACAGCAGCCCCUUUUACUGGGAGGCCACCAUGGCCAGUCAGGCCCCUCUGGUGUUCAUGGGAGUCACAUACUUGAUAUCUCCGUUUGGAGGCUGGCUGGCUGACGCGUUCCUUGGCAAGUUCUUGACCAUAGCUUUGAGUCUGGUUCUGUAUUUGACAGGGAUGCUGCUGUUCCCAUUUGUGGCCAGUGAAAGCUCCAGGACUGGACUGUGCGGGGAGGAGAUGGCGUUUCCUGUACAGCCAGUAGAGUGCUUCAAUAUGAGCGGGACUCUUCCCGCUAACAUUACUUGCCUUCCCAGGAAACCAUACUGCGGGAAUAUAGUCUACAUUGGACUGGUGCUGGUGGCUUUGGGAGUUGGAGCAGUGAAGUCCAACAUCACUCCCUUUGGAGCAGAUCAGGUUAAGGAUCGUGGUCCUGAAGCAACGCGACGCUUCUUCAACUGGUUUUACUGGUGCAUUAACCUUGGGGCCAUCAUGUCUUUGGGGGUCAUCGCCUACAUCCAGCAAAAUAUGAACUUUUGGCUGGGUUACAUCAUCCCUGCCGUGUGCCUGGGUGUGUCCCUGCUGGUCUUCCUGCUGGGACGCACCGUCUUCAUCACCAAACCUGCGGAUGGCAGCGCCUUCACCGACAUGUUUAAGAUUGUGGGCUCGGCCUGCUGUGGGGGACCCAGCGAACCUCACCUGCUUAGGCCCAAACCCAGCCUGCUUGAUGGUGCGAAGGUGACGUAUGGAGGGAAAUUCCCAGAGGAGAAAGUGGAUGAAGUGAAAUCUUUAAUGAAGAUCCUGCCCGUCUUUCUGGCCCUCAUUCCAUACUGGACUGUCUACUUUCAGAUGCAGACCACGUAUUACCUACAGAGUCUUCACCUGAGAAUCCCUGGAUCCGAAGCUAAUGUUACAGACUCUCAAACGAUGCGGUUUAAGUUCCCAGCAGCCUGGCUGACGAUGUUUGACGCUGUGCUGAUCCUGAUGCUGAUCCCGCUGAAGGAUAAACUUGUGGACCCCAUACUGAGGCGCAGGGGGCUGCUGCCCUCCUCUCUGAAGAGGAUCGCCGUCGGCAUGUUCUUCGUCAUGUGCUCAGCUGUCGCUGCGGGUAUUCUGGAGACGAAGCGAUUGGAGAUAGUUAAUUCUCCUCAUGGGGUGAUCAGUCAGGUUCUGGGGGGAGUGACGUAUUACGCUGCUGAUCUCCCCAUAUGGUGGCAGAUUCCUCAGUACGUCCUCAUCGGCAUCAGCGAAAUCUUCGCCAGCAUUGCAGGUCUGGAGUUUGCGUACUCUGCGGCUCCCCGCUCCAUGCAGAGCGCUAUAAUGGGCCUUUUCUUCUUCUUCUCUGGAAUCGGUUCCUUUGUGGGAUCUGGCCUGCUCGCCUUCGUCUCUGUUAAAUUCAUCGGCUGGAUGUCCUCCCACAAAGACUUCGGUAACAUAAACGAGUGUAAGCUGAACUUCUAUUUCUUCCUCCUCGCUGGAAUCCAGGGCGUCACACUCCUCCUCUUCCUCAUCGUGUCAGUGAAGUACGACAAGCAGAGACAACGAGUCGGCAGCCAUCGGCCUUCACUGUCACACUCAUGACACGUACACACACACACACACAGAGGAUAUAUGCCCCUCAGAAAACCCGGCAGUCUUCUAAACCACUAAACGCACUCAGGCUGCAUGAUGUGGACUAACUGCUCAUAUCGUCAUUGUGAUGCACCUUCAGCUGAGAUUAACACAGUGAACAGCAGUGAAUCAGUUAUCUGAUCAUAUGAUAUUUUAUACUCAUGAUAAUUGGCUUUUGUCUUGAUAUAUAAACAACAAACCAACAUCAGAACACACAAAGACACUGCUCUAUACAGUUGCUGUGAAUUUUUUUGACCACUCAGUUUAGCAUAUUUUGCAUAUUAAAGACUUCUAGUGAAGUCCAGUAUCACAAUGACGAUAACAUAUAAAUUAAGGAUAUAUUGUGCAGCUCUACAAACACACACCUACACACACACACAAACACACACACACACAUUUGCAACACCACUCUGAUAUUAGCAUGCCUCGGCAGGGCUUAGUUUGUGCCAAAUGAGGUUCCUGUGUGAUAUUUGGCUUUAUUUAUAUGUUUUCUUUCAUUUUUUGUUUUUUUGCUUGACCUGAAACUGACCCCUGUCAUUACUUGAAGUGUGUGCAGUGUGCGGUUAUAUAACGAGUAUUUAUCAGUGGGUUAACUGGAGCUCUGUGUUUUUUAUUUUUAUAACGAAGGCCAUUGAAUUUAAUGCUUUAUAUAUACAGCUCUCAAAUAAUGCAAAGAAAAGUUCAUAUUCAUAAAGUUUUAAGAGUUCAGAAAUCAAUAUUUGGUGGAAUAACCCAGGAUUUUAAUUCCAGUUUUCAUGCAUCUUGGCAUUUUCCCCUCCACCAGUCUUACACACUGCUUUUGGAUAACUUUAUGCCACUCCUGGUGCAAAAAUUCAAGCAGUUCAGCUUGGUUUGGUGGCUUAUGAUCAUCCAUCUUCCUCUUGAUUAUAUUUCAGAGGUUUUCAUUUGGUAAAAAUCAAAUAAACUAUUAAGGGGUCUCUUAUUUUUUCCAGAGCUGUAUAUAUAUAUAUAUAUAUAUAUAUAUAUAUAUAUUUACAGUAUAUACUUUAAUAUCAGUAUCUUAAUGGUCAGUGUGUGUGUGUUAGGAGUCAGAAGGUUAAAAGAAUUCCUUGUUGCAUUAGCAGGUUAAUAUUUUCAGGUAAAGAUUUUUAAGUGGCGUGAGUGGAACUUUUAUCUACACAGAACUUUAUAUUUUAAGUGUUAACACGUUCCCAAAUUUGAUUGGCGAUUGGUGUAAAAAGUGGAAUUUUAAGACAUUUAUAGACGUUUCGAUAUAGUGACAUUAUGUUCGGAGCAUUUUAAUGUUUUAAAUGUUUUAAUUUGUUUAGUUUCUGACAGUCCAAAUGUGUCUCUGUAGUGCAGAGUAUUGCAAACUAAAGAGAAAGUGUAUUAUUUACUGGAUUGUUAUGCUGGUGGUGAUUCUGCUUUACAGAUUUAUAUGAUUUAUAUCUUUAUUGAGUGCCUGACGGAAGUGCUGUGCUGAUUUAACUUAAGGCAGAUAUGUUUAUAAUUAAACUAUGUACAAUUUAAAUUGCUUAUUCAAUGGUUACUGCAAAAAAAAUAUUGAAUCCAUCCCUCAUAAAGUAACUGUAUUUUAAAAAAAAAGCAUUUUAAAACACUUUUUGACAUUAAUAAUCUUAUUACUGCAGUUAUCUGAUCAUAGUCUGAUUAAAUAGUCAUGCACACAGCAUACUCUGAUUUCUUAGAACAGUAAGGUCUAAACAAGAAAGCUGGACUUUAUCUCAGUAAUUGUAUUUCUCAGCCAGAGUAUUCUCUGAAUUUCUCAGUCUGUGCAUGCACUAAAACUGACCCUGGUACUUGAAAAUAUGCAAACAGCUGAUUUUACUUGAGAGAAAUAUGUUUAAAACUAGGUAAAAAUAAAGUAAUUGGUAACACUUUCUAUGAAUGUUAUCUCUAUAAGACUCAUAACACAUUAUAAUGCAUUCAUAAGGCAUUAUAAACAUGGCUAUACAUAUUUAUAAAAAUGUAUAAUUCACCAUAGCCAUGUUUAUUAUUCAUCAUGAACUGUGAUUAUAAUGCAUUAAUAGCUGUGUUUAUAACAUGUUAUACAUCAAUACCAAGAAACUCAGUCCCUGCUUGCAGACUUUAUUAUGACUAAAAAAAGCUUCCAACUUAUAAACGCAUUCCUGAAUAAUCAUAUAAAUAUAUUUUAAACCACUAAUAAAUUAUUCUUGCCUUGAACAUAAUAUUAAUUAUAGUCAAUUAUAAUGUAUUAUAACAGGUCUUUGUGCGCUCUAAGUAAAGUGCCAGACUUUCAUUGUGGGACUACAUUAUUAACGAUAUAUAUAUACACUAUUUUAACAUAUAUAUUAUAAGCUCAGCUUAUAAUGUAUUAUGAUCACAAGUCAUAAGGCUUUAUAAACACGUUUAUAAUGCCUUAUGAUUUCAUUAUAAUAUGUUAUGAAUGUGGUUAUGCAGUCUAAUAGAGAUGACAUUCAUAGAAAGUGUUACCAAAUAAUUCAAUCAGCGGUUACUGCAAAAAAAAUGGUAUUAAAAAAAUAUAUAUUUUUUGUUUAUAUUUGUAUUACUGCAGUUAUCUGAUCAUUCAAGUAGUCAUGCACACAGCAUAAUCAGAUUUUUCUAAGAAAAAAGUAAGGUUUAAAAAAGAGCUGGAUUUUAUCUUAAAAUUGUAUUUCUCAACCAGAGUAUUUUUGUAUUUUUUGGUCUGUGCAUGUGCGAAAACAGACCCUGGUACUGGAAAUAAGCAAAUACCAUUUAACACAGCACCCGAACUAGCAACAAAGAAUUAAAAAAAUAAAAAUAAAAAAUAAAGCUGUGGCAUGAUGUUUAGGUCUUUUUCUGUGAGUUUAUUGGCCGGUUGCAAAGCAAAAAUCCAAUUAUAGUUUGACUCUUGAGUUUUCCCAUUAUCUGAUUGUCCAAGUUCAUGUUAAUUUCAUGUAAGAAUUAGAUGUUCUGCAGUAAUUGGAUUAUCAAGUGCAUCUAAAUACAGUGUGAGCUCAAUUCGGUAUCAAAAUAAGAAGUUAUUCCUAGUAAUCCUAAGAAAUUUAGACACAAUAUAAAAAAAACAUAUAGAUGUCAGAAAGUGAAAUAAACAUUGAGAUACCCCUUUUUCUGUUUCUAUAGCGAUGAUUAUAUACCACUAUUUAAAUCAAAAUUAAAGUAUUGCUUAUACCAAAACCAAUCCGAUAUUUAUUUAUUGGCCUUUUUCUGCAGCACUCUGAGGGGAACCAUAUUUAUUGUUAAAUCUGCUUUUCUCUGUUAUUAAACUCAUUAUUUGUGAAAACUAUACUCUCAAUGAGCUCACAAAACAAAACGAACACAUCCAGACUCGCAUUCAAAAAGAACAAAAGCCUUGUACCUAUUUAUCUUUAGAACAUUAAGUAGCAGAAAGCCCUGAUGGAUUAUAUGCUGUGCACUGUUCUACUGUGCAGCGUGAAACCACAUUUCCAUUCUAUAUUUGUGAAGUGGCCACUAGGGGGCCUAAAGAAAGAGGCUGUUUCUACUGCUCUGUUUUAACAUAAACUGGAGUUCUUCAUUUAAGAUGAGUGUCUAAAAGUAGGCCAACAUGUGCACAGCUAUAACGUCACAUCACACACUGUGUGUGUCUAAGUGUGUGUGUGAGAGUAGUUUCUUACUGUUACAGGAUCAGAUCAGAUUCAUUCUGUUAUUACCUCCAGUAUUUUCCCCUGAAUUGAGCCUCAUAUCCGCAAACUAGCAGGAUGUAUAAUGGUUAGGUGUAGGAUUUUGGGAAAUGCUGGACGAGUUACUGAUGACAUUGACUUUAAUGGUAUUUUUUAAUGGUAAAAUUUCACUUCACAUAAACACAUCUCAUGACCAUCUUAUGUUUAUCAUAUUUCUUUAAGUUAUGUUUGUUUUCUCAUGGAUUGCACUUGUAUGGUUUGGCUGUGGAGCAUUUUUACACUUUGUAUGUAAAGUUUCUGCGUUUGACUUUUGAUUAACUUGUAUUUAGAAUUUGUGUUCAUUAUUUUACUGUAUUUUAACACAAACUUUAACCACUUUAUUUUUUCUGUUCAUGACUUGGCACUAACUGGGAUUGGGUUGUGGUACUAAUGUGGCUCUAGGAACAACAGCAUAAAACUGUAAAACUCUAAAGGGCUUUUAAUUAACCUAUUAUUAUCUGUUUCUGACAUUCUGAGAAGUUCAUAUCUUAAAUUAUUUAGUAUUUCAUUUAGAAUUUGAACAUAAAGCACACCAAAGUUUCAGAAUGUACCAUUUAUCCAUAGUCUCCAUAGUAUGUAGAGCUCAGAACAAAACAUCAUCACUGUCCAAUGAAAAACAUGCAUCUCCAAAACAGCAUCUUCACAGGAGAGAGAUAAAACCUUCUUUACUUCCAAUGAAAAUCAUUGUACAAAGAGUUUUUUUAUUACAAUUCCUAUUCAUCUGUUUGUUUAUUCAAAUUCUGUAGUAAACUGCUGUAGGCACUAUUAUCGGGAGAUAUCGGGUCAAAUCCCGGUCAUGCAGCUUGCCAUCCGCUAGUUUUCACCCUACUUGUGUUGUGGCAUCACCUAUGAUGUUGGGAUAUACAGCUAAAAAGGUGGGAUAAUUGGCCUAGCUAAAUUGUGAAGAAAGUGGAUUUUUUUUUUUUCUUUGGACAGCAUCGAUAUAUAGAAAAUAAAGCUUGCUGCUUUAAAAUCACCAUUCUUGUGAUGUCAUAAAAGCCAUAUUUAUAUAUUCUGGCCUACUCACCCUACAAAAGUUAGGCCCUGCCCAUUCACUCUAAAAUUACACGGACUGUGCUAUAAGAAGCCUAAAAACAAAUCAGUCAUAAAACAAAAUAGCCAAUCAGAACAAAGCUCACUGCAUUUAGUAAAUCUUAAAGGCACUGUAACACAAUUACUAAUGGCUUUAAAAGUGAGUUUAUCAUGGUUCCUCAGCCUACAGAUAUUUAGCCACACCCAAUCACACUGAAGUUACAAGCAGUGUUUCGCACAAAAUGUUUUUUUGAGGCAUAAAACAGAACAGCCAAUCACAAAAAAGCUCGUGAAAGAAGAUUUGAUGCAAAUUAAAGUGCUAAUUGAACCAUAUUUGCUGUAAAAGUGAGUUUAUUGCUUAUUUUGAUUAUUAAAGGAGCCAUAUUAUACAUUGAACUAUAAAACAUACUAUAAAAAGUUGCUUAAAUAACAGUUGUAAUCCAUUUUUAAACUUUCUUUAAUCUUUAAAAAAAAAUAACUGAUUGUUUUACUGAUUGAGUUACUCUGGCUUUUAUUUUGUAAAUAUAUGAAACUACAAGCAUUCUGAUUGGCUGUUCUGUAUAGUGCCUCAUUCAAAAAACAAAGGAGCGUUUAUAUCUUCAGUUUAGAUGGGCGGAGCUUGACUGAUUAUAUAAUUGGUGAGCAUAUUAAAGCAAAUGUUUAUUUGUUUUUUUGUGACAUCACAGAAACAGCUUAUUCAAAACUCUUAAUUUCUUCAUUCUUAAUGCCCAUAUAUGGGCAGAAUGUUCUGGGCAGUGGAUGGUACAUUUUGAAAACGAAGGAAAAUGUCAUUUAGAUUUUUGGAAAUAAUAGUAAAAAGUUUUACUAAUGACUAAAAAGGUACUAAUAACUAAUAAAAGGCUAUUUAAUACUUCGCAAUUUCAUCACUUUACACCAGUUAAAACCAGUUGUGUGGACAUGAAUGGGUUGAUUAAAUAGAGGACUAACUGAGAGAACAGCUGUUUGGCAUCAUCUUUACUGAUCUGUCUGCGCUUGUGUCCGAUCCCAUGGCUGUGUGUGUAUAUUAAUGAAUGAUUGGGAUUAGUAGUGCAGAAGAGCACAUGAGGAUGUUUAUCAUAUGAUUUUUAAUAUAAAACUUAACCAGCUUUUCUUUUGCCAGCAGCGUCACACUAAUCCAAACUCUGCUCUCCUGAGAUUUGACUAAACCUCCUCCUGUGCUGUGAUCUGUGAUCAGUGCCGGAUAUCUCUGAUGUUUCUUUUGUUCAUUUUGCUGAUCUAUACACGCUUCAGUGCUUAGCGUUUACAGGACCGCUAUCUGCAGGUCACUCUGCCUCCUCUCAGGUUGAUGCUGAAGACUCUGAGCUCAGAUCAGAUCAGCACUGACAGUCAACUGUGAAGACUGCUCCUCUAAAGGAUGAGCGAAGCCAUUACUGAGAUUACACAGCUUUGAUUUUACCUGAUAUGAAGAGUUUUAAAAUUCUGCUUUAUUUUCUUUUUUUUGUCUUUGCCUUUCUUUGUUUGAAAAAUGUUGACUUUGUGCUGAACCUGAGAAACUGUUCAUUAAAAAAAACUUUCUUAAA
Messenger RNA from Astyanax mexicanus (Mexican tetra), 8336 nucleotides. It is a transcript of the gene slc15a4, whose product is annotated as solute carrier family 15 member 4. Gene Ontology annotation, cellular component: membrane. Gene Ontology annotation, molecular function: transmembrane transporter activity. NCBI's taxonomy places the organism in Eukaryota, Metazoa, Chordata, Actinopteri, Characiformes, Acestrorhamphidae. The coding region runs from base 374 to 2110 and encodes 578 amino acids. The transcript is spliced from 9 exons. The record is from RefSeq and is a predicted model, not a curated record. Gene Ontology annotation, biological process: transmembrane transport; oligopeptide transport.